CGGAACGGUGGACACUCUAUAAUACGCGGCGUGUUUUUUGGAGCUUUUUGGCGCAAUUAAAAGGCGCGAAAGUUUAAAAAGUUUUUUUUUUAAAUCUUAACGGUUUUUAAGGACUUUUCUAGUUGUUUUAUGGACUACCAGUAGGCUAAAAUCAAAAUAGUUUUUUCAUGGUAAUUACAAUCUGACGUAAAACCCGCUGAAUGGUUAAUAUCCAACGCAAUUUCAAGCAUUCAUCAAUAUAAAAUCUUCGAGUGACAUCUUACCAAAGUGAUCAAAGAUAUACAGAGAAACAGACAAAAACUUUUUACUAAUGUAGCAUAUUCUAAAGCUACUUAAGCACAAGCCACAUUAUUUAAAAUAUUUCUUCGUCAACAUUCCAAGCUACCUUCCUCCAAUGCAUCUCCCUAUCCAGAGCUGUAACAUAUCAGAAGACGCUUGGCCGCGCAAUACGAUGUGUGACCCAUCGCCAAGUUUCUCCUCAACUUACCCGACGUACGAAAACUACUUACACCAAAUGAUUUCUAAUAUCCGUAAAGAAUAUGGAGAACAACUCGCGACGACUGGCAGUCCCUAUAUUUUUUGUACAAAGCUGCCCAAUCAUUGGAGAUCGAACAAAACGCUGCCGCCACACGGGUUUAGGGUAAUUUCGGCAACGGAAGUGCAUGAUGGAACUAAAGUGACAAUACAGGCCGGUAAUGGGGAGAAUUUAUGUGGGGAUUUGAAGAACCAUAGUGCUGUGAUGAAGAACGGAGAGGCGAAGUUUAACGAUUUGAGGUUUGUGGGGAAGAGUGGAAGAGGAAAGUCAUUCGACUUAACCAUCACCAUAUUCUGUUCUCCACCAAUAGUUGCAACCUAUCAAAAAGCAAUUAAGGUCACAGUGGAUGGACCAAGAGAACCCAGGUCAAAAUCAGUGAAUCAUGGACAUUCGUACUCUUUAAGCUCUCUAAGUAUGAAAGGAUCUUUCCCUGUUGACACUUUUGGUCAUUUUGGACAGUUGGUGAAAAAAAGUCGACCAUCGCCAAGCAGUAGCAAUGGAUCUCAAUGCUCUUUCAAACACGAAACAUCUGCCCAGCGACUCCCCGGACGACAUUUUCCUUAUUGCAAGGAGACAGGCUUACAAAGACCUGCUCAGGUCCAAUAUCAAUUAAGUGAAAAUGGUCUGAUAAAAUUAGAGCCAGAAGUAGGACACAAUAGCAACACUAUAAGAGCCCUCAAAGAUGAGCAGGAAAUUCUUUAUGACCCAGACUGCAAAUCAGAAAAUAUAAAUGGAGCAUGUGCCACAACAUCUCACUAUACUCCUAACUCUUGGACGGAUUCUAGCACGUACAGUACCUACAGUCCUACGAAUUUUUAUGAUAGUUUGCCGGAGGUAUCUCAUGUACCAUCAGUAUUUCCAGAGUCGUCGACUUCAACCACAGAGUUCCUAAAUACUUCCUUUACCAGAAAUUCACCGCCGACCUUCCCCAGGACGGACCUCCUCGAGUCAACAAUCACCAGCAGAAGUUAUCAGGACUACCCCUAUUGUCCUAACAACCUCAGCACCUACUCCUCCUACAAUAAUAAUUAUUACAAUUCUACAUACAGUCCGCAACAUUUUAACGCAACAACCCCCGUGGUGUAUCCCACAUUUAUAUCAACGGUGAAUCAAAACCAAAUCCAUUUUCAUUUGCAUCCGACGCCAACCAGUGAGGUGGGAAGAAACGAUUACUUCUUACCGGAAAAUGGUGAGAGUUCCAGACAAGAGUUAAUUCCUACCACGGUGGUGGAGACUAUCGGGGAGCAUCCAGGUGUAUCCUCUGGAUUGCCAGAGGAAGCUAGUGAAGAAAGUACGGGACAGGAGCCGGUAUGGAGACCGUAUACGGUUCAGUGACCAUAUUUUGAACUUUUGGGUAUUCAGAGUACGGACUGGAGUCAGAAGUGUGUAUAAAAUAAGUUCGAAUCAAUAUGUAAAUCCUUACCUCCUGAUUAAAGUUCAAUAUUGUAUAGAAAAUUAUUGAAGAAAAUAUUCAUCUUUGAAAAAGUGAGUCUUAACCAACCCAUCCCAUAUAGCACAAUGUGAUUUUAAAGAGGUCUAAAAGAUAUUUUAUUAGAACCUGUGAAAGGCCUCUACGACGCCUGGUAUUUCCGGAAAGAUGACUUUAGGAUAUCUUAAAGAGGUACGGAUAUUGCAAAACCGGACAUCUUUAAGAUGAUAAAUUUAGAAUUCACAUUAAAAUUAAAAUAGCAUGUAAGUAAAUAAAACAAGAAAAUAUUUACAAUUUUUUUAAUGUUUUUUCAACAUAACAAAAAUUGUUAAAUACGUUUUUUAAAUCUAAAAAAGAAACUGAUAUACAAAAAUUGCACAAAGUACAUAUUAGUACCUAUACACAGGAGUAUCAUAUUAAUAUUCAUAUCAGCAAACUUCAUUUUUAUUUUCUUCCUUACCAACUAUAUUUAGGAGCUUGCUUAAUUGGAUGGAUAUUCGAUAUUAAGGACUUCAAGCUUCUUAUUUAAUAAGUUCAGUUACCUAAAAAAUAAAUCAUCUAUAGAAGUUCACUUAAUCAAAAUAUGCAAACUACAUUAUUAAAAUUAACAGCAUACUCUAAAUACUGUUUAAGUGUUGUCCCUAAAAUAUGUCUUUCAAUAUCCUAAGGUGUUGUAAAAGAUUCAUCUGAAGAUAUGGGUUUUAUUGCAGAUUUAGUGAGGUUCAAAUCUCAAGCCUGUGAACGGCUGAAUUAUUUUCAGAUAUAUCAAACUCUAAAUCAAUUAAAUUUAAGGUUAAAUUAAGAAAGUUGCUACUUACUCCUAUAUGUUCAGAAUCAGAGCUAGAAUUUACUUAUUUGAUUUCGCCCUAAAGCGUUUUUUACCCGACUUUGGCAAAUUCCUUCUCUUUAUUUUUACUUACACAAUUCACAAAAAUCGUCGUCCACAAUGGAUAAAGUCAAGUAACAAAAACGCACUAAUAUCGAUACACUUAAAUAUCAAUAAAUGUUGAAUAACUUUAAUAAACCACAAACAGGACACUAAGCAAUCGCAGCAUACGAAAACGCAAGAAAUUAAAAAAAAACAUGGGUUAGGUUAGGUCAAGUUUGAGGUUAAGAUGAAAAUUCUGCUUCUACAUAUGGCACAGAAUUAAAUUGAUCUACAUAAUUGGUGUAUUUGCCUCAUUCUCUAGUUCAAUUCAUUCAAUCAGUAAGCAUAAAAAUACCAGUUUAGAUUUCUUAAAGAUAUCUUUUACUGGUCUUAAGAUAUUAGUAAAUUAUUACUAGAUGUCCUGUGCUAUAUGGGAUAUCAAAACUGAUAUAUUUUAAGAAAAUAAUAGUAUUGCAAGUACGAACGUUGACUUUUGCUAUACUAUCUUGAUCCAAAUAUGUAUACUUCAAUUUCAACAAUUAUUUUUAUGCUGAGAUCAUCUUAAUGCUGAGAUCAUGGAAAAUAUUUAAUAUGAAGCACAGUUUAAAAUAGGCAUUGUAAUUCAAAAUUAAGUCUACGUACUUAAGUAAUAUUUUUUAAAAAUUGAAGAUUUUUGCAGCCUUUUGGAUGGCACUAUACAGGGUGCUUGCAGAACUUAUUAAUAUCAACGCAUUUUGACAAAACUUCAACAAGGUCUUAAUAUAAACACCCUGUAUGUAAUUUAUUUUGUACAAAUAAAUAAAAACUUUCUAUUCUUGUAAAGAAUAAUAACAUACACGUAAGGAAAAAUAGGUUGUUUGUAUAAAUGAAAUUAUUUAGAAUGUAAACUUGUAUUAUUGUACAUAUGCUUACAUAUCAUUCUUAUGUGAUCAACAUUGUAAAUAAAUAAAUAUAAUAAUAAAGUUAGUUAAAUAUUAU
Anthonomus grandis grandis is the source of this 3810-nucleotide messenger RNA. RefSeq names its product runt-related transcription factor 3-like. Gene Ontology annotation, biological process: regulation of DNA-templated transcription. The transcript is spliced from 7 exons. The record is from RefSeq and is a predicted model, not a curated record. Gene Ontology annotation, molecular function: ATP binding; DNA-binding transcription factor activity, RNA polymerase II-specific; RNA polymerase II cis-regulatory region sequence-specific DNA binding. Gene Ontology annotation, cellular component: nucleus. Lineage: Eukaryota; Metazoa; Arthropoda; Insecta; Coleoptera; Curculionidae. The coding region runs from base 395 to 1870 and encodes 491 amino acids.